Messenger RNA from Protopolystoma xenopodis, 315 nucleotides. NCBI's taxonomy places the organism in Eukaryota, Metazoa, Platyhelminthes, Monogenea, Polystomatidea, Polystomatidae. The record is from the annotation of a GenBank genome assembly.
AUGGGCUCCCGAUUAACACGAAGUUCAUGGGAUCCAGGAGGAGCAUCCUUUCACUUUCGUGCCAAAGGGACGAUGAAAAUAGACUUUGUGGACGCAUGGCGCACCACCGAGUCAUCGUGGGCGGAAUCGAACUCAACCCCGGCGAUAACACACCACAAAAGAUCUAUCUUUUGGUAUAAACAGAGAAGAGCAGAUUGCUCCUGUUGCACCAACACAACCGGAAAAAGGGCAAAAUGGGCAAAAGUAAAAUUAGAUGCUCGGUUUCCUGAGCUCUGGCGAAGCCGGAAGCGUCAGAAACGUAUGACUGAGUUGUGA